Molecule: messenger RNA, 1211 nt
Organism: Salarias fasciatus (jewelled blenny)
Lineage: Eukaryota; Metazoa; Chordata; Actinopteri; Blenniiformes; Blenniidae
Gene: rhno1
Product: RAD9-HUS1-RAD1 interacting nuclear orphan 1
Exons: 3
Coding region: 151-897 (248 amino acids)
Biological process (GO): DNA damage checkpoint signaling; recombinational repair; cellular response to ionizing radiation
Cellular component (GO): nucleus; chromosome
Source: RefSeq, a predicted model, not a curated record
UGGUCACGUGGCAAACCGGGAAACGAGUGAAACCAAACAAGAGAGAGCGGAUAAAGUUUAACUUUUUUAAUGUAGAUUUUUAAGUCAACAAUAUGUGUGUGUGUCACGAAGAAUAAAACGAAAUCAGGAGCUCUGGAUUUAGAUAAAUUAAUGCCCCGGAAAGCGAAGAAGACAGCCAAACCUCCUCUGUUGUUCCUGGAGCAGCCUUCAAGUGGAUCCAGACUGAAAAAUGUGCCUGAAGUCCGAGCAGCUCUGAACCCAAAAGAGUUUUUCUCAGAGGAAACAGCAGGGAGCAGCUCGGCUCUGCACGCAUGGGUGAGCCCACAGUUUGACAGGUCAGCGUUCGCCGCUCUUCCAGCCAGACGAGGGAGGAGGAGGUGCCGGUCUGCUGCCAGCAUCCUCGACUCCUGCACUCAGCCGCCCAGAAAGACCAGCGUGUGCAGAUACCCGGCGCUGUCGUUUCAGACCAGGCCAAGAGACCAGCGGGCUGGCGUGUCCGGGACGGGGAACAAACCAAAGAAACCAAGGUGCUCUGACACACGUGAAAGACCGACGGACUCGGUCAGGAAACGGAGACAUGAGGCUGAGACGAGCUGCAGGAUCCCAGCAGGGGCCCCUCCUUCCACGCCUCCCGGCGCCGUCGACCCCCCGCCGGAUGUGGAAACUCCAGAAGUCAUCCGUGAAGAGAGCAGACGUCCGCCGCACGCAUCCGGACACUUCCUGCUGAACCGGCCGCCCUCGCCUCCGUGCGUCCAGCCGCCCGACACUUUGGCGGCCGACACUCCGGAGAGGGAUUAUGGGGUGAAGGUGACAUGGAGGAGGAGGAGGAGGAUGAUGGAGUCCCUGAGAGAGAGGGGCCAUCUCUCCGAGUCCGACACGCUCAUUCAGAACAUAUAAACAGUCCUCCAGGAACUCCAUAAAGUUCUCUUUGUACACCGAACAACUGAGUUUUGCUGCUAUGUUUUUAUAAACGUUCACAAUUAUUGAAUUUGAAGUUUGACACUGAAACAUUAUGUCUCAACAAACGGUAUGAAUUAAAUCUCACAAGCUCUUCAAAACCAACAACAAUGGAAUCAUGUAGAAAUAAAAAUUUCAGCUCACUUCAAAUUAUAUUUUCUGCUUAGGGGUUAAAAUCCACAACAGAUUUAGAAGCAUUUCUUAAAUACUGUGCAAACUAUUUGAAUUUGGUUUGUGGUAAAUGUGUGACUCAU